UAAGAAAAGAUAAGAAUUUAUUUAUUUUCUGUAAUAUUUAAGUUCAGUAAAAUGGCGCUGUUCCGGUGAGGGCUCAUGCCCCUGCUCUUAUCGCUGGGAAACCCCGUGCGCGAGCUGCCAACGCCCGGCGCAGAGAAACAAACAGAGCGGAAUACGAUCUUGAAUGAGAAGUGUGGACUGUUAAACUAAAACAAAGCACAGUUAUGCAGACGAUCAAGUGCGUCGUGGUUGGCGAUGGUGCCGUUGGUAAAACCUGCCUAUUAAUCUCCUACACAACUAACAAAUUCCCCUCUGAAUAUGUACCAACGGUCUUCGAUAACUAUGCAGUUACGGUUAUGAUUGGAGGAGAGCCCUACACCCUGGGACUGUUUGACACUGCAGGUCAGGAAGAUUACGAUAGAUUACGACCUCUGAGUUACCCCCAAACAGAUGUUUUCUUAGUCUGUUUCUCCGUCGUUUCCCCUUCUUCAUUCGAAAACGUCAAAGAAAAGUGGGUACCGGAGAUCACCCACCACUGUCCAAAGACCCCCUUCCUGCUUGUGGGGACGCAGAUUGAUCUGAGAGAUGACCCGUCCACCAUCGAGAAGCUUGCAAAGAACAAACAGAAGCCGAUCACUCCGGAGACAGCCGAGAAGCUGGCCAGGGACCUGAAGGCCGUCAAGUAUGUGGAGUGCUCCGCUCUCACGCAGAGAGGUCUGAAGAAUGUAUUUGACGAAGCUAUCCUAGCUGCUCUCGAACCGCCCGAAACGCAGCGAAAACGGAAGUGCUGUAUAUUCUAAACUCUCGUUUUCUCUUUCUUUAUUACGUCUAACUUCUCCCCCAGAUGUUUGCUGCUUCCUAGUUUACCUCUUGCUCCCGAAUGCUAACAAAAGAAACUUUCUUGCUUCAUAGUAAUGAAGUUUUUUUUUUUCUUUUCAUCUCUCUCUCUCUCUCUCUCUCUCUCUGCAAUCAUUUAACUUAAGAUUUCCUUUUGUCAUUUUUCUCACCUCUUCUAUUAAAUGGAGGUUGUUUUGUCCUCUCCGGUUGUGGAGAAUUAUUAUUACUACAUUACCUUUUUUUUUUUUUGGUUUGCUGUCGUUUUAACCACCACCCCCCCACCCCCAAAAAACCUGUAACACCGAUGAUGGCACACCUCAGUUGUCGCUUUCUCGUUUGUAUUUUUUUUCUUUCCUCCACCGUCUGAGAGAGUGGGCGGAGCCAAAGAGGUACACUGAUCAAGCAGCUCAACACAUUGCGCUCAAGUCUCUAUCUUUCUCCUCUUCAUUCCUUAUUUCGAUGUAUUAUUUUAUACUGCAAUCGUUGUAUCAUAGGAAUUACAUUCUGAACAUAAUAUGAAGGCUAAACCUUGCAAAUCAGGUGCCAUUGAUCAGGUGCACCGUCUUGGAAUUGACUUCUAAUCUUGUGAAAUGAUUUGUGUCAUUAAUAAAGGUCAGCUAAAAUCGCCAUCUUGAGUGUGUCGUCAAUUCAUACGCCGUACGGGACACAACACAGGUUCUUGUUCACCGAGUAUCUGCGUGAGCUUGCUCUUUUGUAUCUGAUGACACAGCAAGCUUUUGUCUUUCAUAGCACUGUGUGUGUGUGUGUGUGUCAUGCUGUGAUACUAAUCCUUUUUUUUUUUUCUUUUUAUAAAGAGAUUUCUCAUGAGUUUUCUCACUGAGGUGGAUCAAUCAUAGAUCUGUUACUUAGAAAAGCGUUCACAAAUGCAAGGGAAAUGGGUUGAUAUGAGAGAAAGGAAACUCCAGAUGCUACAGGUGUUGGAGUCAGGCCAGGAGUCAGGUCUUCUACUCCAAACUUAACACACCAGGUCAUGGAGCUGGCUUUGUGUACACUGGAAUUUAGUGAAUAAUGAAGGAAAUGAAUGACAAAGAAAACUCCACAGCUUGCGAAGACAUUUUUAUAUAAUUGUGUGCUUCAGACUUUGAUCCAUGCUUUUGUCCAUGCUUAAUAAUCCACCUAAAAUUAUUCUGUGGUCAAUUUGUGGAGUGCGACAGGUGAGCACAUGGUACGUUAUAGUUAUCAUCAAGGUGCAUGAUGCACAUUAAGCUUAAACACAUACACCAAAGGAAAUAUAUAAAUAUGUAAGGAGUAGGGUAGGGUGCUAGGAAUAAAAAUAAUUUUAAAAUAUUAUAAUAAUAAUAAUAGCCCCAGCAUUUAAUCAUGAAAUCCUGCUUGUCUAAGCUGGCUAUUUAUUUAUUUAUUUUUUUUGUUUUAUUUUGGCUGUGUUUCCGUCAUGGCCCUGAUCCGUCAGCAUUGCUUUCUCCCUCUCCUCCCAGAUCAUGCGUUUUAUUUUGGAGCUCACGAGCUGCUGUUCCAGUGUCCUGCAUUGCUUUCUCCCUCUCCUCACAGAUCAUGUUUUAUUGUAAUGAUCAUGAGUUUUAUUUUAGCUGCUGUUUCCUUCAUAAAUAUAUAUCUUAUUUCCUCCUGUUUGUAUUUUUGCAUCUCCCUGACCAGCCCUUCCGUGUCUCUGAGCUCUGUUUGUAUCACGUCCACUUUGUUUUUAGUAUGUCUGAAUCCAAACCAAACCACUCUAUGUAAAUUGUGACUUUAAGGAAAAGAUUGAUUUUGUUUAUUUAUUUAUUUUUAAAACCUCUGCAUUAACUCCUUUAAGAUGACCUACUUUCUUGUUCCAGAAUCCUUCAAGCAUGUAAAACUUCAUUAAUUUGUUUCUUUGCAUCAAAAUCUUUCACAUUAUUGCAGCACCGUCUGGUUUAUUCCCUCAUUUUUUUUAUUUAUUUUUAUUUUUUUUGUCUGCCUCAUUGUUGACCCACAUUGAGUCUCCAUUUCUUCCCUGCUUUGUGUCCACAGAAAGGCCUAAAGAAUGUAUUUGAUGAGGC
Molecule: messenger RNA, 2834 nt
Organism: Hemibagrus wyckioides
Lineage: Eukaryota; Metazoa; Chordata; Actinopteri; Siluriformes; Bagridae
Gene: cdc42
Product: cell division cycle 42
Exons: 6
Coding region: 204-779 (191 amino acids)
Biological process (GO): modification of synaptic structure; small GTPase-mediated signal transduction
Cellular component (GO): dendritic spine
Molecular function (GO): GTPase activity; GTP binding
Source: RefSeq, a predicted model, not a curated record